Messenger RNA from Pleurotus ostreatus (oyster mushroom), 660 nucleotides. RefSeq lists its product as uncharacterized. Gene Ontology annotation, cellular component: cytoplasm; membrane. The transcript is spliced from 6 exons. The coding region runs from base 1 to 660 and encodes 219 amino acids. Lineage: Eukaryota; Fungi; Basidiomycota; Agaricomycetes; Agaricales; Pleurotaceae. The record is from RefSeq and is a predicted model, not a curated record.
AUGAGCACAAAAACGCAUCCUCUCCUCGCCAAAUAUCUGGCACAGCUGGCUGCCCACCCGUUGAGAACCAAGGCAAUUACCACUGGUUCGCUAUGCUUCCUCCAGGAAGUCAUUGGCAGCAACAUCGCGAAGACCCCCAUCCAAAGGCCUGCCAAGGGUGCCUCUACACUCGCGUACCUGCUCGCUCAAUCCCAUAUCGACGCCAAAGCCCUCAAGAUGGCCAUUUACGGGUUCUUCGUAUCCGCGCCACUUGCGCACUACCUCGUAGGCCUCCUCCAGAAGGCAUUCGCGGGCAAGACGUCCACGAAGGCGAAGAUUGGGCAAAUUGUGGCGAAUAACCUGCUGAUUGCCCCUAUAACCACUUCGUCGUAUCUCGCGUCGAUGGCCAUUAUUGCUGGUGCGAGGUCAUUCGAAGAGGUUCUGGCCACUGUCAAGGCUGGAUUUUUCUCCGUCAUUCGCAUCUCCUGGGUGGUAUCUCCCAUUUCGUUGUUGAUUGCUCAGAAGUUCAUCCCGAUAGAGCUCUGGGUACCAUUCUUCAACAGCAUCCAAUUCAUCCUCGGGACCGUCUUCAACGUUAAAACCAAGCGAGUCCAGAUGGCCAAAGCGAAGGCGAAGCGCGAGGCAGAAGAGAAGGCCGCCAGAGAUGAAAAGGACGCGUAA